This is a messenger RNA of Cladocopium goreaui, 1343 nucleotides long. The record is from the annotation of a GenBank genome assembly. NCBI's taxonomy places the organism in Eukaryota, Dinophyceae, Suessiales, Symbiodiniaceae.
GAAGCGACGAAUGGAACAUGGAACUUCCAGUGAAGUGGAGAAAUGCCCUGAGUCCAUGAAGGCUCUGCCUGAGUUCGCAGGACUGCGCGCGUUCCUGCGAAACCAUCGGAAAAUGAUGUGCCUGAGUUUUCUUUGCUUGUGCUCCAUCCUGUUGUGGUGGCCUGUCGAGUUGAAUCGCAACUAUCAUGUGCAGGAUCGCGUGGCGUGGCUGAAUGCGGAGCUGCAGGGACGAUCGCCGCAGGAGAUCCUACAAUGGGCAAAGAGAUUGCCCGGAGGGGUGGUCCAGUUCAGCAGUUUCGGCCCGUCUGGCAUGGUCAUCAUCGACAUGCUGGACAAACUAGGACUUUUAGAAUCCACUCCGGUGGUGUUGAUUGACACCUUGCACCUUUUUCCAGAGAGCUACCAACACGUGAACAACGUCACCAAGCAUUAUCCUAAGAUGAAGUUGUCGAUUUUCUAUCCCAAAGACUUCUUGAAAGGUGAGGGAAGCCGCUUCGACGAAUCCUACGGCAAAGAUCUGUGGAAGAAUGACUUUGAAAAGUACAGCUACCUCACCAAGGUAGAACCCACGGCGCGGGCCCUGCGUUUCUUGGGCCCCGCAGUGUGGAUCACGGGGCGCCGAAGGUCGCAGGGGGCGCAGAGGGAGAAGAUGCAGAUGCUGGAGAAAGAUGCGGGGAGACUGAAGAUCAAUCCUCUGGCUUUCUGGGAUCUGGACACUGUUUGGCAAUACAUUCACGAACAUCAAGUUCCUUACAAUGCCCUGCAUGAUCGUGGCUACAGCAGCAUCGGAGAUGUGAUGAACACUCGUCCUACCGCUCCGGGCGAAGCGGAACGUGCAGGUCGAUUUGGCUCUAGCCAGGAGACCGAGUGUGCCAUGCACACGCACCUCGCACGCCUUAGUGCCCAGAAGGCCAUGGGAUCGAAUGGCGACGUCCUGUCGGAGGAUGAUGUGCCACAUCUGCCCUGUGAUGCAUGCCUUGAGGUGGACGCACAGAAUUUCGACGAGGUGGUCUUGAAACCCAAGCAAGAUAUGCUCCUGGAAUUCUACUCGCCCAUGUGUGGCCACUGCGCGCACUUCGCCCCGAGCUAUGCGCAGAUCGCGCAGUUCCUGGGGCACUCCGGGGAUGCCUUGGCGGCCAGGAUGGAUUUGUACCAUCAUCAGGUGCCUCGCUCAGCCAAAGCUGCUGGUUUUGACAUCCAAUCGUUUCCCACUCUGAUCCUGGUCCGGCCGACCCAAAGUUCUGUAAAGCUGGUGACGUACCCACGCUGGAGGAGAGACGUCAACACCGUCCUUUCCUGGGUGAAGGAAGAACUGGCCAAGCCGGUCUGAGACGUCGGUGGUC